CAAGAAAGAAAAGUGGCAUCGCUCGGUAGGGUUGUCAUAACUCAUAAGCCUCUCCCCUGCUGCCUCCACCGCUAAACCUCUUUGCUCCGAUCGACGUUCGCAGCUCCGCUCGAAGGAAGUUUUUGGGGGAAGAAAUGGAGACAACGACGGAAGUACAGAAGGGCAUAAAAAGGCGACACAUUGGGAGCAAGAAGAGAAGCGGGAAAGCGAAGAAGAAGCAGAGGACGGCGCCGUUUAACGAGAAAAAGCCUAAAAUAGAUAAGAAAAUGAGGAAGCUGUUUGAGAAGAGGGCAAGGGAUUAUAAUUCAGAUGAGGAUGAAGAAGAAGAUGAUAAGGACAAUGCGGUGGUGGGAGGAACGUCGGUACAGGAUGAAUUUGAAGAGGAUUCUUUUAAUGAGGAAGGAGAUGGUGGAGAAGAGAAUGAAGUGUCUGGAGAUGAAGGCGGAGAAAUUCAGCCCGGAAUUACUAGGUUCACGGAGGGAUGUAAGGCAUUCAGAAUUGCAUUCAGGAAACUCCUUAAGGAAACUGAUUCUGCUUCUGAUGAUGUGCUGGGUCCUGUGUUAUCAGCCCAAAAGAAGCUUGUAGCAGAGAAACUUGCCGAAGAAGAAGCAGAACGGAAAGUGAAGGGUGAGGCAAAGAAGGAGAAACACUUGAUUGGAGAAAAGGGCCAUGUGAAACCAGCUAAUUAUUUGGACUCUCAUGAAAAGUUGCUAAUAGGAAUUGCUACAAAAGGAGUGGUCAAGUUGUUCAAUGCUGUUAACAAGGCGCAACAAGCUCAAAGAGGCUUAAAUCCCUCAAGGGCAAAAGAUGAAAAAACAAUAAAGAAGCGAAAGAAAGAGGCUUUCUUCUCUGAGUUGGGCAAGACUUCAUCCCAGUCAACUAGUAUUGUUCAAAAGGUUGGAACUUCUGGUGGGUCAAGAGAUAAAGACGGCCCUGCGUGGGCUCCAUUACGUGACAAUUACAUGUUAACCAAUCCAAAGUUGAAAGACUGGGAUAAAAAGCCGGAUACGGCUAUGGGAGACGAAUCUGGGAUGCCAGCAGAUACAGAUUCUUCAUCGGAUGACGAUUAGAUUUUUGCAAUGUUAGAUAGUUUUCAAGCUAAUGACCACGUGAUUGUCAAAGCGUAUUCGUUGCAGUUAAAGAAUCCAAGCUUCUUCUUGAAAUUAUGGUUAUGGGAUGGUGGCAUGUUGUAUCCAAGUUGAAGCAGCUCCAGAAUGGGAGUGACAAAAGUUCUACCCUCUCCAGUUGUUCUCAGAGAAAAUACUGCUCCUACCCUGUUGUAUUAACCAGUAUUAAUCCACUCAGCUUUGGAUGCUUACUAUUCUAUUUAUUUAUAUAAUCAAAAUACAGGUUUUUCACA
This is a messenger RNA of Ipomoea nil (Japanese morning glory), 1360 nucleotides long. Its product is annotated as RRP15-like protein. Gene Ontology annotation, cellular component: preribosome, large subunit precursor. Bases 135 to 1070 code for a protein of 311 amino acids. NCBI's taxonomy places the organism in Eukaryota, Viridiplantae, Streptophyta, Magnoliopsida, Solanales, Convolvulaceae. The record is from RefSeq and is a predicted model, not a curated record. The transcript has 9 exons. Gene Ontology annotation, biological process: maturation of 5.8S rRNA; maturation of LSU-rRNA.